Messenger RNA from Kalmanozyma brasiliensis GHG001, 1317 nucleotides. Its product is annotated as Aminoacyl-tRNA synthetase, class Ic. Gene Ontology annotation, cellular component: cytoplasm. Gene Ontology annotation, molecular function: tryptophan-tRNA ligase activity; ATP binding. The coding region runs from base 1 to 1317 and encodes 438 amino acids. Gene Ontology annotation, biological process: tryptophanyl-tRNA aminoacylation. The record is from RefSeq and is a predicted model, not a curated record. Lineage: Eukaryota; Fungi; Basidiomycota; Ustilaginomycetes; Ustilaginales. The transcript has a single exon.
AUGUCGACCGAGCAGAUCACGCAAGGUGUCGCCGACGCCUCUCUUGUGGUCGCUGAAGCUACCGAGCAGGUAGUGACUCCUUGGUCUGUGACCGGCGCUACUGUGGACGGUCAGCAGGUCGCCAUCGACUACGACAAGCUCGUCAAGGAGUUCGGCACCCGCAAGAUUGAUCAAGAGCUGCUCGCACGCUUCGAGAAGCUGACCGGCUGGAAGCCGCAUCCCCUUCUGCGACGCGGCAGCUUCUUCUCGCAUCGUGAGCUCGACAAGAUCCUCGAUCGAUACGAGCAGGGGAAGCCAUUCUACCUCUACACCGGACGAGGACCAAGUUCCGACUCGAUGCACUUGGGGCACUUGAUCCCCUUCCUCUUCACAAAAUGGCUCCAGGAUGUCUUCGACUGCCCAUUGGUCAUUCAGCUCACCGACGACGAAAAAUUCCUCUUCAAGCCUGCGCUUAAGAUCGAGCAGGUCAAGGACUUUGCCUUCAAGAAUGCGCGUGACAUCAUCGCGUGUGGCUUCAAGCUUGAAAAGACGUUCAUCUUCUCCAACCUCGACUACGUCGGCGGUGCCUUUUACGCCAACAUCGUCCGCAUCUCGCGCAUGAUCACCAUCAACCAGUCCAAAGGUACCUUCGGCUUCAACGACAGCGACAGCGUCGGCAAGGCGCACUUCGUCUCGAUCCAGGCUGCACCAUCGUUCUCCAACUCGUUCCCACAGAUCUUUGGCGAGAAGCACGACAUCCCGUCCUUGAUCCCAUGCGCCAUCGACCAGGACCCAUACUUCCGUCAGACACGAGACGUUGCAUCGCGCCUCAAAUACCCCAAGCCAUGCUUGAUCCACUCGAAGUUCUUCCCGGCAUUGCAAGGCAGUCAGACCAAGAUGAGCGCAUCUAGCGAGACCAGCAGCAUCUUCAUGCAAGACACGCCCAAUCAGAUCAAGAACAAGAUCAACAAGCACGCCUUUUCGGGAGGGCAGGAGACGGCGGAGGAGCAGCGCAGAUUGGGAGGCAACCCGGAUGUCGAUGUGGCAUACCAGUACCUCACCUUCUUCCUGGACGACGACGCAGAGAUCGAGCAGAUCGCCAAGGACUACCGCUCGGGUGCGCUGUUGACGGGAGAGCUCAAGAAGAAGUGCAUAACCGUGCUGCAGAAGGUGGUCAGCAACUUCCAGGAAAACAAAGCCAAGGUGUCGGACGAUCUGGUUCGCGAGUUCAUGAACAAGGACAGGAAGAUCGACCCCACCAUGCCGGCGGCAGGAUCGACGGCGAGCAAGCAGGAGGAGCUUUCGAAGGAGACAGUGGUGGCUUCGACCGCGGCAUGA